This is a messenger RNA of Tribolium madens (black flour beetle), 908 nucleotides long. RefSeq names its product probable Golgi SNAP receptor complex member 2 (gene Membrin). The record is from RefSeq and is a predicted model, not a curated record. Lineage: Eukaryota; Metazoa; Arthropoda; Insecta; Coleoptera; Tenebrionidae. Gene Ontology annotation, cellular component: Golgi apparatus; ER to Golgi transport vesicle membrane; endoplasmic reticulum membrane. Gene Ontology annotation, molecular function: SNAP receptor activity; SNARE binding. Gene Ontology annotation, biological process: vesicle-mediated transport; vesicle fusion. The transcript is spliced from 2 exons. Bases 136 to 771 code for a protein of 211 amino acids.
AAAUCGACGUUACCAACCCUACGUCGCAAAAUCCCCGUAAUUGUCAAUCAGUGACAGAUGACGCAAACGUCAACAACAUGCUCUAAUAUCUAAAAAUUUAAAUUUUUGCAAUGUGUCUGGUCUUUGCCCCAAAUCAUGGAUACACUCUACCACCAAACCAACAAAUUAAUUCAACAAACGCAACAAAGUUUUCAAGCUUUGGAGCAAAACUCUGGCAACGUCCAAGAAAUCGAAGCUGAUAUUCAGGAAAAGAUCAACGCAAUUACUAGUAAUUGUGAAAAACUCGAUGUCUACUUGUAUAAAGUUCCGUUCGACCAAAGACCUAACGCGAAAAUGCGUUGCGAUCAGUUAAAAUAUGAUGCAAGGCAUCUUCAGGCGGCUUUGGUGGCCUCUAGACAGAAAAGAGCACGAAGAGAGGCAGCGAUUAGUGAGAGAGAACAAUUGUUGAAUCGCCGGUUUGCCCCUAAUCCAGAUUUGACAACCAUCAACAUUGAUUAUGCGCUACAGCACCAAAAUUCAUUGCAGAAUUCAAAUAGAGGUGUAGAUGAGAUGUUGCAUACAGGGGUUAAUGCAUUAGAGUCCCUCAGAUCGCAAAGGUUGACUUUGAAGGGGGCACAUCGUCGCAUUAUGGACAUGGCAAAUACGUUGGGGUUAAGUAAUCAUACAAUGAGACUAAUUGAGAAAAGAGCCGGUGAAGACAAAUAUAUACUAAUGCUGGGAAUCGUGAUUACGGUUUUAGUGAUAAUUUUUAUAAUUGUUUAUUUUACCUAGAGAUGUAACGCAUUCCCUGGUUGUUGUGUAUUGUAUAAUCAAUAUUUAUAUAAUGUAAAGGUUUAUUAAAAAAAAGUUUUGGUCGAAUAUUUGUUGUGUUUCAAAGGGUAAAAUGAAUUGCAAUGUGUUUGUUUCGA